Achroia grisella is the source of this 6832-nucleotide messenger RNA. RefSeq names its product ecdysone receptor (gene EcR). Gene Ontology annotation, cellular component: nucleus. Bases 663 to 2201 code for a protein of 512 amino acids. Gene Ontology annotation, molecular function: nuclear receptor activity; ecdysone binding; RNA polymerase II cis-regulatory region sequence-specific DNA binding. Lineage: Eukaryota; Metazoa; Arthropoda; Insecta; Lepidoptera; Pyralidae. The record is from RefSeq and is a predicted model, not a curated record. The transcript is spliced from 11 exons. Gene Ontology annotation, biological process: positive regulation of transcription by RNA polymerase II; negative regulation of transcription by RNA polymerase II; cell differentiation.
CAUGACGUUGCCGCAUUUGCAAUAAAAAAAAAACUAUCUCCCUCAAAACGAAUCCAAAAUACGCAAAACACUUCCUAGUUUGAAAGAGAUGACGUUUCGGGAUGCGUCACCACGCGACCCCACCGCGCUAUUGCACCGGAAAAUCUUAACCUAGAAAACGGCAAACGAUUACGUCAAUAGGCGAUUUCAUUCGCAUCCUCUCGACCCCGCACUGUUAUUGUUUGUUAUUGUAAUUCCAAAUAGAUAUCCUAUCCUUCUAAAAGUAGUGUGAAAUAACUGCUGCAGUCAGUGGAGCUUUCAAACGGUCUAAAUUACAACGCGGGUUAAUUUGUGUGAAUCGAAAUUAAAGAUAAAAAACUAUGUCGUAAGUGAAAAUAAAUAAUUAUGCAAUAACUAGAAUGUAAGUAACUUUUAAGUAUAAAUUGUGUAGUGAAGUGUUAAAAGUGGAGAAUAUAACGAGUAGCAAGAAAAAUGCCGGGUUUACCCCGGUGACCGAUAGAUACAGUGUUAUACUGACGAUAUCAACCAACGCUUCAGACGGAUUCGCUUUGAUAAACGAUUACAACGCUGCCCCGCUGUUCGCCUCUGAAAACGCCUCCAGUGAAGUGUGGAGUGCGGGCGGCGGGGCCAGCGGCGGUGCAGCAGCAUGCGGUAGCAGCGGCAUGGAUCUUAAACACGAAGUGGCAUACCGCGGCCUACCAAGCCAGGUCAAAGCCGAGCCGGGAGUCAGCCACAACGGACACCAGGUCAACGGUCACGUGCGGGACUGGAUGGCGGGAGGGGGCGCCGCGGGGGGCGGGUCCCCGUCCCCUCAAGCAGCCCAGCCUCAGCCAAACAACGGCUACUCCUCCCCGCUAUCCUCGAGCAGCUACGGCCCGUACAGUCCCAAUGGAAAAAUAGGUCGAGAGGAUUUGUCACCGGCAUCGAGUGUAAAUGGAUGUAGUUCAGAUGCGCGGCGACAAAAGAAGGGACCCGCGCCACGUCAACAAGAAGAGUUAUGCCUCGUCUGCGGUGAUAGAGCUUCAGGAUAUCAUUAUAAUGCGCUCACAUGUGAAGGAUGCAAAGGAUUCUUUAGGCGGAGUGUUACCAAAAAUGCGGUAUAUAUAUGCAAAUUUGGUCAUGCGUGCGAAAUGGAUAUGUAUAUGCGGCGGAAAUGUCAAGAGUGUCGGUUAAAAAAAUGUUUGGCAGUGGGCAUGAGGCCAGAGUGUGUGGUUCCGGAAGGCACGUGUGCACUGAAAAGAAAAGAAAAGAGGGCACAAAGAGAAAAAGACAAACUGCCGGUCAGCACAACAACAGUAGACGAUCACAUGCCACCCAUAAUGCAGUGUGAUCCACCACCCCCAGAAGCAGCAAGGAUUCACGAAGUGGUCCCGAGGUUCCUCUCCGACAAGCUGUUGGAGCAGAAUCGGCUAAAGAACAUCCCUCCCCUGACCGCAAACCAGCAGUUUUUGAUCGCGAGGCUCGUCUGGUACCAGGACGGAUACGAGCAACCAUCAGAAGAGGAUCUCAAGAGGGUGACACAGACGUGGCAACAGACAGACGAAGAUGAUGAAGAAUCUGACAUGCCGUUCAGGCAGAUCACUGAGAUGACCAUCCUCACAGUGCAGCUAAUAGUGGAAUUCGCGAAAGGACUGCCAGGCUUCUCCAAAAUUUCACAACCAGAUCAGAUAACGUUACUAAAAGCUUGCUCAAGUGAAGUGAUGAUGCUGCGAGUGGCGCGGCGGUAUGAUGCCGCGACGGACAGCGUUCUGUUUGCAAACAACCAGGCGUACACCCGCGACAAUUAUCGUAAAGCUGGCAUGGCCUACGUCAUCGAAGACCUGUUGCAUUUCUGCCGGUGCAUGUAUUCAAUGUCCAUGGACAAUGUACACUACGCCUUACUAACAGCUGUCGUCAUUUUUUCUGACCGACCAGGCCUCGAGCAACCGCAACUAGUUGAGGAGAUCCAGAGAUACUAUCUGAACACAUUGAGGGUGUACAUCUUGAAUCAGCACAGCGCGUCGCCGCGGUGUGCGGUCAUCUUCGGGAAGAUCCUCGCGGUGCUCACAGAGCUCCGCACACUCGGUAUGCAGAAUUCCAAUAUGUGCAUCUCGCUCAAACUGAAGAACAGGAAGCUGCCGCCGUUCCUGGAGGAGAUUUGGGACGUGGCGGACAUGUCGACGGCGCAGCCGCCCGUGCUGGAUCCCUCCACAGAGCUCUAGCCCUUGCGCGGCCUCGGCGCCAAGCUGCCCAAACCCGCCCCCGCACCCGCCGCCGCCCCCGCCGCCGCCGUCGUCGCCGCCCGCGGCCUGCUGUGACCACACCGGACUACGCAUGUAAUCCUCUGUGCGCAGACGACGAGUGACGAGCGACGAGCGGCCGACGGCGCGCCCCCGAGGAGAGAACGCUCAUAGACUGGCUAGUUUAAGUGAAGUGCUCGGACACACAAGUCGGACGUGAUGAAAGUAUUUAUAAGGAUUGUGCAAAUUUAACCACUUAAGAGGGCACCCCGCCCGAUUUCGUACGUAUUCGGUGACCGACGACGAUGAUGUGCGAGAGAUAAGUGAAUAUAUGUGUUGUUGAACGUUUGGAGAAUAUAUAUAGUGUUGAUUGUUUGCAGGCCCGGCGCCGGCCCAAACGACCUCGUCUCGUUUUGGCUGACGCGUGUCUCGGGUCCAAGUUUUUUCGUUUACGACUGGAUACUGAGUUGGUCACUCGGAUACGACUGUAUGAUAAGACUACGUUCGAUAAGUACACCUCCUAAAUUACAGAUACGUACAUACUACGAGAGUUAUAAAUUUAAAGUAAUAUAUGAGAUGUUUCUAUUGGGUGAAAAGUUGAUAUGUUUAUUUACCAAAAUUAACUAUAUGUUGAUUAACAUUUUCGAUUAAUAUAUAAUGUGAUGAGUGGUUCGCGAGGUAACGUCCCGCGGUUAGUUUGGCCGCCUGUAGUACUAGAUUCGAGGCUGAACUGGUGCUAGUAGGAGUGGAUCGAAUCUCAUCGUCAGUGCGGCGGUGGGUGCGCCUGCGCCGCUACUACCGGCGGACGUUACUGUCGGUGAUAUAUGCCGCGGUGUUUGUUUAUAUAUAGUUUAUGUCAGACGUGUUAUCGUGUCCCGUCGAUUUUAGUUCCGAUUCAUGUUCCAUUGUCCUGUGCCCACGUCCCUCUAGUAAACGAGUAAUUAUAAUUUAUUAUCGCUGUGAUUACAUUUAUAACAUGUUGAAUUAUCUUACGUAGGCUGAAAUAAGUGUGUCUUAUUACGUAUAAAACUGUCAUGCGGAGCUUUCACGAAAGAAAAUUAUGUUGUUGUUUUGAAUUUUUUAAUGAUUCAUACAUACUUCGCAUUUUACACUUACGUACUGCAGUGUAGCGUCCGUGUUGCAUUGUGUGCCACUGUGCUGUUUGUAUGAUUCGUUUAGAUUAGGCAAGCUGCAGGACCAGCUAAUGUCACUUACCACUUGCUGUAAGGCCAAAUGUUACAAGAAUGUCUGUGCAAUUUAUUCCAUAAGCAUAAAAUAAUAAUAACACAUUAAAUUAUAUGGACUAUGUGUACGUGUCACAUUAUCUAAAUUAUACUCGUACAUAGAUAUAAGGAGGCAGGUUUGGUUAGAAAAUCCCAGUUUUGUAUUUAUUGUCGGAUAUUAGGUAUAUAAUAGUAAUUUAUUUAUAUGACAUUGCGUGCAAGUAUUAAGGCAGCUGUUAUGUAGGCAUGAAAUUAGAAAGUUCGUAGGUUCAGUUCUGUUCGGCUUUAAUUUACUUAUACGUAUUCUAUAUAGGACACGACAAGAAACCUUUAAUUGUAUAAUGAAAUUAAAGUACAAAAUGGCAGCUAAUUUAUAAAAGAUUUAAAAUAUAAACUACAACUGUAUUUGGCCGAGCUUACUAUGGGAACAAUAUUGGUGUAGUAGACACUGCAAUUAUACGGUUUUUGUGCACGCAAAUUGUCACCACGCCCAAUGCGUAUGGCCAAAUCUGUCUCCAUGAAAGAAAUGAAACUAUAAAUGUUAUUCUUGAACAUUGAAAACUGCCCAUGAAAGUUAUUACAAUCCAUAUUAUGAUAUGCCUUAUUUCGCGUUACCUGUAUUGUGUACCUACAUUGUUGAUGAGUGGGAAAUCAUAGUAUAUAGAACCUAAAAUUAAUCGAUCUCAAUUACCCAUAAGCGUUGUUAAGCGGUUUUCCGUCGCCGGGCAUUCUUCGUUACGGUAGCUCAUUCGGCGACUCCAUCUGUUGUACAGUGUGUGUCUCAAAGCCUCCGAUGUUUGUUGCAAGAUGUAGAACACCAAUUUAUCGCGUCGCGUCGCAUCUUCGUGUUCGCUGCGUCGACACAAAUCGACGAUUUCACCAUCCAUACAUUUUACACGUUUAAGGAGUAAUUAAGUGUCUGUUCGGUGCGUGUUGAAUGUGUCUUCUUUACAUGCCAUUAAGUGUGUUGUAUAUUUACAUAAUCGGUAUGCAUGCGUCUUUUGGAAAUGCAUUUCUUAAUAUACGUAUAAAAUUCAGCGUGAAACGAUCGGGCUUGCACCGCGGACCGCGCGCUAGUCCGCUUCAAUACAUCUUUUCGACAUAUAUAUAAUUUUAUUCUAGCAGUAGGCGAUUCUAAAAUAGAUAUUGAUGCACAAAACGUCACUGGAGUGUCUUAGGGGUCUCUGCUGUUAUAGGGGCGUCUUCAUAACGAACACACUGCCAUUAUGAACGUAUAUACGUGACGGAUCUAUUAUGCGUGAGAUGAGAUCCGUCGAAUCGCGGUCAGUAGUUAGAGUUGAUCUAUCCCGCAUAAUGUACGCUACGAUGCGAUGCCUUAUAACUGAGAUGUGGUCGUAAAGCGUGUGCGGCGAGUACACGACCUUUAUUUACUUACGUCUACAUCAGAGGUUUGUGACAAAUAUAACUGCCAUUGGAUAAGUAAUUGUUAAUACUUACAUCAUUUGAACGCGUAGUUUCAUGUUAGCUUCAUAGUUUUCGGUACCCGUCGGUGCACAGCCGGUCGUAUUUGAUACAUAUUAUUCAAUUUCGAAAUUGUAAUAGGUUUAUUAAGUAUAAUAAUCUCACAUGAGAAACUAAUAAUUAAUGAGAUACCCUAAUAUAAUUUGUGUCUUUAGCUAAUAAUGAAACAUUAGUAAGAUGAUAAGUUUAUAUCGCUUAUUGGGAUAAUGAUGUAAAAGCGAGACAGCACACUUGAGCACCCGCUGAGUCAACAUGUGGAAGGGAGAGGGGGAGAUGUAACGACAAGACUGGCCGAGGAAGUACGAUGUUCGACUGUUACAACCUGUUGUCCUUCAAUGCCUUUUGAAUCUACAUUUUUAUUAGUUUUUAUGUACGGAAGCACUAAGUAUUGUAGUGACCAAGCGUGGCACGUCCAGUCUAUUAAAAUGAUGGACUUAAUUCGGGAAAGUCUACAUAAUAAUGUCCAUUAACUUUGUAUAUAGAUACCUUUAGAUUCUAUUGUCAUAUGUUUGACAUAUGUACGUUUAAUUUUAUUCAUCUAAGAAAGUACAGAUGGCUGUUGUUAUUUUUAUAUUAUUUGGGUAGAAGUAUAUUUUUUGUAAAUGACCUCUGUAUUUAUCUUUUGUAAACUUUGUAAGCCAUAGGGACUUAGUAUAGUGUACGAGCUACGAACAUUGUGAUUGCUAAUUUCAAUUGAAUUUGUAUUUACCUAUCAUUUGUUCUGCGUAUAUAUUCUUUGUUUCGACAGAUUUUUCUUAAUAAUUUUGUUACUUCAGAGUGCAAUAUGUACAAAUAUUUACAUAUUAAAUAUAAAUUGUACAGUCAAUUUUUAGUUUUAAUGUGUCUAUGCAAUAUCCUUUUAUUCAUUCGUUGAAUGUACACUAAAAGGCAUAAUAAAUAUAUCACAAGUGAGUUGCGAUGCAACAUUCACUAUCACUAUUGUGUUUCUAAUACUUAAGCGAUUAAUUUUAUAUAGGAGGACUAGGUGAUUUUUGUAUUUAAAUUUGCUAAUUUUUUUGUAGCAGAUUAGAUUUGUUUACAUUGAUAAGAUGAAUAAUGUACAUUUUGAAUUGAUUUUUAAAGUGAUUUAGUUGUUAUUUAGUAACGAAUUUUGUUAGGUGUAACUGGGCAACAUCGCGAGGUGGCACUUAGCCGCUUCGUCGCCUAGAUGCCUAGCCGCCUAGCUAGCCGAUACCAGUGCAUCGAGAGCAAUGUGCAAUGUCCGUAUAAUAAUCAACUGCAUUCGCUGCAGUAUUUCUGUCAUAUUUCCGAUACUUGCGCCAGUUACACUGCCAUCCGCUAACAUUUGGCAUCUCUGUGUUCUGAGAUUGCAUUUGUUCUGUACGUCAUUUUAUUUUUGGAAAUAGAACGCCGUACACCUAUGGUGGACUAACAAUUUAAUGUAAUAUAAACCAUGUUGUGUACGUCAUAAGUAGUAUUUAUGCGGCCUUAGAUCUUUCCUAGUUUUCAUAAUGACAUUUGAUUAUACAACUGGCGUACAGAACAAAAGAAAUUCAAUAUAGAUGUUUGUACACUACUAAGGCCAAGUUUUUAUACAUUUCUAGUGCCACGUGGAACGUUGGGAAUGCUGACAUUACGCUCUAAGGGCCCAUUCCGUGUUCGUUGUAACACAUUAUUGUAUAUUGUUUUCAUAUUUUUUUUAGUCGACAGUAACAAUUUUUUUCUUCCUAUUACUUUGCCUUAGUAACUACUCUGUUAUCUUAUGAUUUAACUACAGCGGUGAAGCAAAUUAGAUAUAGGGAACAGACAUGACGAUAUGUUAAAAUUUUAGAGAGUCAACUUUUAUAAAAACUACAAAAAUAAACCAUGAAAAGGUGUGUACAAAAUGAGGAAAUUUGUAUGAAACAUUGUUAUGCGAAUAAACUUACACCAGAAGAUAAAAAUAUA